Molecule: messenger RNA, 1697 nt
Organism: Acaromyces ingoldii
Lineage: Eukaryota; Fungi; Basidiomycota; Exobasidiomycetes; Exobasidiales; Cryptobasidiaceae
Exons: 2
Coding region: 101-1519 (472 amino acids)
Source: RefSeq, a predicted model, not a curated record
AGACAAAGAGAGAUAGGUGCGUCAAGACAAGGCGCACUGCAAAAGGGGUCCUUCCGCAGGCUGGGGCGAUGCUAGCCGGCAAGAGAUCGAAGACCUGGUCAUGGCGGAGCAGCAAAGCACAGCGGUGCUGAAGGGUGCGGCAAGCGGGGGAAGCGGCUUUUCCUUACCCUCCACCACUAGCACCAUGAUGUUGACGAAGACGACGUGGGAGGAGCUGGAGCAGAAGCGGCCGCUUCCGGUCCACUUUCGCCUCUUCCCUUCUCGCCGUCCCAACAGGACACUUUGCCCAGCACUGACAGCGGAAAAGAACGGCGUUGUCGUGAUCCGCAUCCUUGAUCCAGAGCAUCGGGAGCCCUACGUCUCGCUCUGUUCGCUCUUUGCCAUGGCAGGCCUGUCGCCCGUCGCAGGUCUGCUCCGCUUUGGCUUGCAGAGAGACAGGCUCGACUACGACGUCACGCUCGCGGGGCUCGAGCCGCGAGAAGCCCUCUGGGCAAGCCUGAAGCUCGCCAGCGGCAUCCCAAAGGACCUUGGUCUCGACGGACCCCUUGCGCUGCUCCUCAGCUGGGACCUCCGCCACGCAUGGACGCUCGACGAGGGCGACGCUGGCCUGACGCACAACUGGAGAGUGCCUUCCAAGCACCUCGACCCGGGCAAGUACUCGACCCGCGCGCUCCUCGCCUCGCCCUGGUCCGCGCUCCAGCUGCUUCCCCGGGGCCAGCAGGUGCGUACGCUCGUAUCCCGCUCCCAGCGCGCAGAGGCCAACUCGACCCUCGUCGGCAUCAUUGCUGCGGCCGAGCAGCCCUGGCCGACGCAAAAGACGCUGGCGAACCUCGAGCUGCGCCUGCUCCGAUGGGCCGUUCGCGCGCACGAUGCCUACUUGGACGCAGUGGAGCGCACAGACGACGACGACGGCGGCGGCGACGGCGGCGGUGGCGAGGAGGAAAACGGAUCGAUGGCAGUCACUGGCAGUGAUACAGCGACCGUCAAGGAGCUCGUCGGCCUGCUGCAGGACAUGAACUCGAUGCUGCCCUCAUCUCCCUCGGCGACCUCCGAGGCAGUCGACGAGCUGCUGUCGUUGCCGGGUAAAAAGGGCCGCAGAGUCGAGCAGAGCAGGAAUAGCAGUCCAGCAGAGGAGUCUGCAAGGGUCCAGCUCGCCCUCGCCCACCACCUCUGGCUCCAUUACAGGCUCGUCGUCGACAGCCUUGCGCGACCCGCCGCUGCUGCAGCCCGCGAUGGGGUCGAGCCAGACGCAGAGACUGAGCAUGAGCCUGAGCCAGAUUCAUCCCAAGGUCCCAAGGUGGACAUGGGGGGCGUCGAUGCACGACUCGCACGCAUCGAACAGGCCACCAAUGCCCUCUUGUCACUACAGGAGCAGCAGCAGCAGCAACGACCGUUGCAAGCGCCAAAGAUGGCGGUCACGACGUCACCUCAGACCUGGCGCGAGACAAUCAGACAGCAGCAAAACAUCCUCCUGGCAGGCGUCGUCAUCGGUCUGGUACUGUCGCGCCUCUUCCCCUGACCUCUUGAUCAUCACCCAUGUAUACCAAAAGGAAGAUACACACACGCAUAUACACACGGACGAGUUUGCUAAAUGCUAAGCGAUCGAUUUCAUGGUCUCUUCACGGUUGCCUGGUCCAGUCCCCGCUCUUGCCACCGCUCUUCCUCGUGACCAUGAUGUCCGACACGACCAUGUCCCU